Brienomyrus brachyistius is the source of this 3193-nucleotide messenger RNA. Its product is annotated as von Willebrand factor A domain-containing protein 5A-like. Bases 133 to 2622 code for a protein of 829 amino acids. Lineage: Eukaryota; Metazoa; Chordata; Actinopteri; Osteoglossiformes; Mormyridae. The record is from RefSeq and is a predicted model, not a curated record. The transcript has 28 exons.
CCCGUCUCAGCACCACGCCUCUUCCAACAGACAUUUAAGGAAGAGGCGUGUUUAUGUUGCUUAUUGCGAACUGCAAAUAGGAGUGAGAACUUCACAUUUUGGAAGUAGUGUCGCGUCUCUCUGUUUGACUAAAUGGCGAACGUGUGCGGAUUGAGGACCCUAAAGAACGAACCAGUGCCCCUGAAGUCGGUGGAGGUGCAGGUGGAUGUCCAGGGUCACGUGGCUUCUGUCAGCUCCACCCUUCAGUAUGAGAACCAGGAGUCCAGUCCAGUGGAGGCCGUCUUCAUCUUCCCCAUGGAGAGUAACGCCACCAUCUACAGUUUUGUUGCCCACAUUGGGGAUGUUGAGAUUAAGGCCCAAGUCAAAGAGAAAGAGCAGGCUCAGGAGGAGUAUGACGAUGCCGUCAGCUCAGGGCAGCAGGCCUUCCUCCUGGAGGAGAGUGAUGAAAGUUCUGACGUGUUUCGCCUGAGUGUCGGGAGUCUUCCUCCGGGACAGAGUGCCUCUGUUACGCUGAGCUACGUGACUGAGCUGGCCGUACAGGCUGAUGACGCCCUGAGGUUCUGCCUGCCUGCUGUGCUCAACCCACGGUACACGCCAGCAGGCUGUAAGAGCUUGACAGCAGAGGGAUCUGGUCCCCAGGGGGAAAGUGUCCCAUACACCCUGUCCCUCGGAGUCCACAUGUACUCCCCCAGCACCGUCCAGAGUGUCCAGUCCAACUGCCCCCUCACCCCACUGGAGUUCCUCUCCCAGGAUAAUACUGAGGCCAAAGUCAGUCUGUCCCCUGGUCACAAGUUUGACCGGGAUGUAGAGCUGCUGCUGUAUUACGGUCAGCCUCACCAACCCACUGCUAUACUGGAGGCGGGGCAGCCAAGUGCCCAAGCAGGCUCAUUGAUGGGUGACACUGUAGCCAUGUUGAGCUUCUACCCAGAGAUUCCAUCUAUACCAUCUUCUCAAAUGACUUCCAAAGGGGAGUUUAUAUUUGUGGUGGAUCGUUCAUGCAGCAUGGACUGUCCAAUGAACCAACACAACUACAAACAGACUCGCAUCAGCAGUGCCAGGGACACGUUACUGCUGCUGUUGAAGAGUCUUCCUGUUGGCUGUUACUUCAACAUCUAUGGCUUUGGUUCCUCCUUUGAAUCCUACUUCCCUGAGAGUGUGGAGUACAUGCAGGCCAACAUGGAAACUGCUGUGCAGAAGGUGAGGUCAAUGCAGGCUGAUAUGGGAGGAACAGAAAUCCUUCAUGUCCUGUGGAACAUCUACAGCAAGCCCUGUCUGCCUUCACAUCCACGCCAGCUGUUUGUCUUCACAGAUGGAGAAGUGGGAAACACCAAAGAGGUGAUUGAUCUGGUGAAGAGACAUGCGUUGUCUCACAGGUGCUUCACCUUUGGCAUCGGGGAGGGGGUCAGCAGUGCCCUGGUGAAUGGCAUGGCUGAGGGCGGCUCUGGACACCCACAGUUCAUCACUGGGGCAGAGAGACUGCAGCCAAAGGUUAUGCAGUCUCUUGGGUUUGCCAUGCAGCCUGUUGUAGAGGACAUUUCAGUGAAAUGGAACAUUCCAGCAGAUAUAUCCGUCACCCCCCUGUCUCCUCUUCCCAAUGUGCUCUUCCAGAAUGAGAGGGCAAUACUGUACUUCCAGCUCACUGGACAGAGGUCCGGUAAUAUUUCAGGUUCAGUGAGUCUCCAUCACACUCUGGAUAAGAAGGUUGUGGAAAACACACUUACCAUUAACAUGAAGCCAAAGGAGGACAGCAGCAUGCUGAUACACAGACUGGGGGCCCGCAAAGCCAUUUUGGCCUUGGAGGGGGAACGUGAAAUGGUGGGCAAGAAGAAUAGGAAAAAGAGAGCAGUGGAACUGAGCAUCCAAUCAGGAGUCAGCUCCUCCUACACGGCUUUCAUUGCUGUCAACACAGAGAACAAGCAGCCAAUCAAAGGGCCCCUACUGCGCAGAAACAUCAAACCCAUGAUGUUUUCAGCACCACGAGUCCCCAUGGCCUGUUUCAAGCUAUGUUCAGCACCCAUGCCCGGACCUCUGUUUGGAGGUUCAAGAUCCGUAGCCGCUGCUAAGAUGGCAUGUUCAGCACCCAUGUCCGCUCCUCUGUUUGGAGCUUCAAGAUCCGUACCCGCUGCUAAGAUGGCAUCUUCAAGAUCCGUACCCGCUGCUAAGAUGGCAUGUUCAGCACCCAUGUUCGGUCGUAUGGGUGGAGGUGGUGGCUGGAGAAAGGUAAAACGCAAAUGUCAAGAUGCAGCACCUAUGGCCCCUGCUCCUGAACGAGACGCACCAGAGACAAAGGAUCCUCUGCUGGAAUUGAUCAGCCUACAGAAAGUAGAUGGAUCCUGGGACCUCCAACCAUCGCUGGCCUCCAUCUUUGGGAGAAGGGAGGAAGAAGUGGCCACAGCCUUACCUGGGAAGCCUGAGUUGUUACCAGUCUGGGCCACAGUGUUGGCAGUUCUGUGGCUUCAUGUUCAUAAGAUGGAUUUCAAGGAUGAGUGGCAGUUUGUGGCUGCAAAAGCUGUUGCCUGGAUCAAGGCUCAGUCAGGAGCUGAUUUGACCGGGUUUGUGGCAGCUGGGAAUUCCUUCCUUGGCCUCCAGGUGGCGCUGCAGAACUUUGGCCUGAAAGAGUGACUCAGACCCUAAAUUGCCAUCAUAUUAGCCUAUCGCUACUGCACACAAACCAUCCCAGCCCAGAUAAUUACUAUUCUGUUCUUAUUUGUGAAAAUGACCAUACUGACAAAAAAGGAACAUUUUAAUGUUCCAAGCAAAGUAGUGAUUCUGCCUUAAGCACAAUUAGGCAGUCAGAUCAGUUCCAAUUAAUUUACCAUGAUAUCUCAGUGUUUUACAAAACAUUUUGAAAAGAAUAAAAACGUUUAACAUAAUGACUUUAUAAUUUCAUUGAUUCCAACAUACCAUAGUGAUAAAUAGCCACAGCUACUUAUUAAAAGUUUAAACUGCUAAUCAGAAUGUGAGAUUGGGAUUUCGGUGCUGCAAAAUAGACAAAAAUCUAAAUCAGCACAGCAUUGAUUAAGAUGGUAAAUGCUUCAUUGUCUUUAAAAACUGCUCAGUUGUACACGUGAAAGUCUGGAAUCAGACACAACACAACCACAGGUUAACUUUUUGCGAAAUCAUCACGGAAGCAUGAACAUACGAAAUGUAGUUUGAAGAUUCAUGUAUUAAAUUCCCUUGAUAAACUAGUAAA